CAACAACAACAACUAACGAUACGAAAACAACAAUGAUGACUAAAAAGAAAACAAUGUAUAUGUAUUCAUAUGGACAUCGGACGAUGUCAUUCACAGUGCACUUUAUUAAAGACUAACUAUUUUCAUUCUUAACGUUUAAACAUGUAUUAUUGUUAAUGAAUAUUCGUCUUAGGGAACCUUUUACGUCUAUUACAUGUUUUCGCGAGCUGGUACAACAUCUAACAAGUUUGAUUUUUUUCAAAUUGUUAUGUUGAUAACUUAAGAAAAUCCGAUAAUACUCAAUAGCACUUGGAGAUGUUUGGUCAGCUUGUAAUAGGACCCCCUGGUUCAGGGAAAACCACCUACUGUGCUGGCAUGGUACAGUUCCUGUCAGGGUUUGGACGUGAGGUUGCUGUUGUAAAUCUUGAUCCAGCCAAUGACAUGAUGUCCUACAAACCAGACAUCAAUAUAGCCGACCUGAUCACCAUCUCAGACGCUAUGGAUACCCUUAAACUAGGCCCUAAUGGUGGACUGGUAUAUUGCAUGGAGUUUCUAGAGAGUAACUUGGCCUGGCUACAGUCAGAGCUGGCAAAGGUCAAGGGCAAGUACCUGCUGUUUGACUGUCCUGGCCAGGUUGAGCUGUACACGCAUAACAACGCCAUGCGUAACAUCGUGGCCCAGAUGGUUGCCAUGGAUAUCAGACUUGUAGCUGUACACUUAGUGGACUCCCAUUACUGCAGUGAUGCGUCCAAAUUCAUAUCUGUCCUGCUUACCUCCCUUACCACCAUGCUGCAGAUGGAGCUUCCGCAUGUAAAUGUUCUGUCUAAAUGUGAUCUCAUACAGAAAUAUGGCAAGCUGGCCUUCAAUCUGGAUUUCUACACUGAUGUUUUGGAUCUUUCCUAUAUUCUUGAUGAGCUCAAGGAAGAAGAAGAAGACAGCAAGUAUAAGAAGCUUAACAGCGCCAUUGUGGACAUCAUACAGGACUACAGUCUGGUCUCCUUUGUGCCAUUGUUUGUGGAGGACAAAGAAAGUAUGCUGAGGGUCAUGAAGGCGGUGGACAAGGCAAAUUGUUACGUGUUUGGGGACCUGGAGGAUCGAAACAUGCAACAGAUGCUCUCUUGUGCCGUAGGAGCGGAGUUUGAAUACGAGAAAAUCAAAACUGUGCAAGAACGAUUUGUAGAUAUGGAAGAAACAGAGAGCGAGAAAGGAUGAGAUGGAGAUGUAUAAUGAGUUUAAUAACACAUCUUCUACCUUUAAGAGACUGUAAAAAACAUUGGAAAUGAAGUUACUGCAGUUAUGUAGACAAGUGUUUUUGUCAAUUGUAUUUUAAAUAAAUAUUUGUUUAUAGAUCACCAUCAGUGAGUAUAUAAGGCUGUAGAGUCCAAUCAAUGUUAAUGUAGCCACAAGAAAUACUUGAAUUUUUAAUUAUAUCUACCCAUCUUUUUCAAUGUGAGUUUGCAAGAAGAGAGUCACUUAUGAUACAACAGAUGUCAUUAAGUAAUGCACAUUAAAUGUUUCUGCCAUGUAUGACAUCAGUAUUAGACUUCUUUCUGCAUAUAUAUGAGUGCUGAUUCCACAAAGAAAACGACACUGCUUGUUAGUGCAUGAAGAAAAAUCUGGAAUUUCUAUCAUAUAAUAUGAAGUUAUUGUAUUUCAAUGUUCACAUGUCAAAUGGCAAGUGUAAGUAGACCAUGUUCACUUUAAAGUUGUAACCAGAAUCAUUCAGUGUAAUUAUACACUAUGAAAAAUAAUUUAACUGGUAAUCAAUAAAACUAAAUGAGCCACUCUCAAAGAAAACAGGGCUUAAUAAACAAAUGUUAAAUAUUACAUAAAGUUUUUAGGGAACAGUAAUUGUUUGUGGUCAUCAAAUUUAAAUGUCACUUUGUUUACUUAACAUAUUGCAAUUGAGCCUUGCUUGGGGAAAACGGAGUGUAAUGCAUGUGCGUUAUGCAUUGUACCAGACAAUCCUGUGCAGUGCACCUUGGCUAAUCAGGAAUGACACAAUCCAUAUUUAUGGAAUUUGUAUGCCCCUGGAUCGAAAAUGAUAGGGGGUAUGUUGUUUUUGGCCUGUCUGUCAUUGUGUGCGUCCCAAAACUUUAACCUUGCUAAUAACUUAUGCAAUAUUGAAGAUAGAAACUUGUUAUUUGGCAUGGAUGUGUAUCUCAUGGAGCAGCACAUUUUGAGUGGUGAAAGGUCAAGGUCAUCCUUCAAGGUAAAAUGUGAAAUAUAUGGCUUCAAAGCGCAGUAGGGGGCAUUGUGUUUCACAAUCAUAGCUCUUGUUUGUUACAGGAUAUCUGAUAGUAACACAAUUCCAGUCUGGACAGAACGGUUGGCCCUGAUCAGCCUGUGCAGACCAUCUGUAUCUCCUGAAUACGCCAAGAUAUAGUUUGGGGAAGAAUGGAAUUAUUUCUAAAGAAAUGUACUUUAUUGAUUUUUUUUAUAGAAAGUGAAGUUUAAAAGUAAUAAUGUUAACAUUGAAUGAACAUCCAAUGCUAGAAACUGUGUUUUCAUAGAUGUAUGUGCAAUAAACAUGUACCUGU
Dreissena polymorpha is the source of this 2519-nucleotide messenger RNA. Its product is annotated as GPN-loop GTPase 2-like. The record is from RefSeq and is a predicted model, not a curated record. The coding region runs from base 295 to 1191 and encodes 298 amino acids. Lineage: Eukaryota; Metazoa; Mollusca; Bivalvia; Myida; Dreissenidae. The transcript has 6 exons. Gene Ontology annotation, cellular component: cytoplasm. Gene Ontology annotation, molecular function: GTPase activity.